This is a messenger RNA of Myripristis murdjan (pinecone soldierfish), 1030 nucleotides long. It is a transcript of the gene tmem107l, whose product is annotated as transmembrane protein 107 like. Gene Ontology annotation, biological process: protein localization to ciliary transition zone; non-motile cilium assembly. Lineage: Eukaryota; Metazoa; Chordata; Actinopteri; Holocentriformes; Holocentridae. Gene Ontology annotation, cellular component: MKS complex. The record is from RefSeq and is a predicted model, not a curated record. The coding region runs from base 388 to 810 and encodes 140 amino acids. The transcript is spliced from 5 exons.
AUAAGGAAUGCACAUCGCAUGCAGUUGUUGUGGCAACCGUCUUCAUUAGCAACAACAAGGGAAUUAAAGGAUAACUUAAUCAUUAUCUGCGCUGCUCGCUGUGAUUGGUAAUCCAUAUUUAGCUGAGGCAACGUGACAUUAAGCUAGCUGUUAGCUUCCACCUGUGAUCCGUUUGAUUAGCUUAGCUUCACUGUGUUCGUGUUACUAGCGCUUUAGCGUUAGCAUCAGUAUUAACGAUCAUAAACACUGAAGUAACAGCUGAUGAUGUUACCAAUAUAUUUAGGGUUACUAGUCGUUUAUCGGGACUAAUGCUGCUAGCAGACCGUACAUUCAGUGAACCAUACUGCCGUUUUCCCGUUGUGUUAGCUAACCUAAAGAGCUAAAGAGAUGUCUGCCGUCAGCAGCCUCGUCCCUGCACGAUUCCUCACCAUCACAGCUCACCUCGUCAUCGUGAUCACCAUCUUUUGGUCGAGGGAAUAUAAUGUGAAGGCCUGCCUGCCUCUGGAGUUCACACAGGAGCAGUACGACAUUGAAGACAGAAGGUUGGUGGUGGCACUGGCAGUCACCCUCGGUCUGUUUGCUGUGGAGCUGGCCGGCUUCUUCUCAGGAGUGUCCAUGUUCAACUGCAGCCAGGGCCUCCUCUCCACAGCAGCCCAUGCCAGUGCCUCAGUGGCUCUGCUUUUCUUUCUUUUUGAGCAAUGGGAGUGUGACAUCUACUGGUGGAUCUUUGUCACCUGCAGUGUGCUCCCUGCAUUCGUGGAGUUUCUUCUCUUUAUUGCCGUGUUUGGACUUAAGAAAAAGCCACUAUGAGACAGACUGAAAACUGGUGCCAAUGAAUGGAAUGACCUACAUGCUGCCCUACAUAGAUUACAAACUGUCUGCUGUAACAACAACAACAACAACAACAACAGAGGUCCUUACUGGGAACACAAAGUCAAGAUGGUUUCAUAGCCUAAAGAUUUGUUUUUGUCUGUGUUUUUUUUUACCUUUAACAAUAUGAAUGGAUGCAUUAAAAUUAUUUGUGUUAUAA